Trichechus manatus latirostris (Florida manatee) is the source of this 402-nucleotide messenger RNA. RefSeq names its product odontogenesis associated phosphoprotein (gene ODAPH). The record is from RefSeq and is a predicted model, not a curated record. The transcript is spliced from 2 exons. NCBI's taxonomy places the organism in Eukaryota, Metazoa, Chordata, Mammalia, Sirenia, Trichechidae. Bases 1 to 402 code for a protein of 133 amino acids. Gene Ontology annotation, biological process: positive regulation of enamel mineralization.
AUGGCUCGCAGACUCUGCUUCUCCUACUGGUUCCUUGUCUGCUGCUUGGUGGUAACUGUGGCAGAAGGACAAGAAGGGGUAGUCACCCCUCCUGGAGGCUCCCAAAACAAUGUAGACCCUACAGACUGCCAGAUCUUUACACUCACCCCUCCUCCCACCACAAGGAAUCCGGUGACUAGGAUCCAGCCCAUCACAAGAACACCCAAGUGUCCCUUCCAUUUUUUUCCACCAAGAAAGCCCGGAGUCUACUUCAGGUUCCAGUACAGACCUUUCCUCCCUCCAAAGUGCAACCACCGUUUUCAGUACCAGCCAGUUUUUUGGCCACUUGGUCGCCACAUUCCUCAUUAUAACUAUUUCCCCAGAAGAAAUCUCUGGAGAGGCAGUUCAUCUGAGGAAAGCUGA